Messenger RNA from Candida dubliniensis CD36, 5208 nucleotides. It is a transcript of the gene RPO21, whose product is annotated as DNA-directed RNA polymerase II subunit RPB1. Gene Ontology annotation, biological process: transcription by RNA polymerase II. The coding region runs from base 1 to 5208 and encodes 1735 amino acids. Gene Ontology annotation, cellular component: RNA polymerase II, core complex. The record is from RefSeq and is a predicted model, not a curated record. The transcript has a single exon. Gene Ontology annotation, molecular function: DNA binding. Lineage: Eukaryota; Fungi; Ascomycota; Pichiomycetes; Serinales; Debaryomycetaceae.
AUGAGUCGUCAGUUUCCGUACUCGAGUGCUCCACUCCGUUCGGUCAAAGAAGUCCAGUUUGGAUUAUUAUCACCAGAAGAAGUGAGGGCCAUCUCAGUGGCAAAAAUAGAGUAUCCUGAGACAAUGGACCAAACCACAAAGAGACCAAGAGAGGGAGGAUUGAAUGAUCCACGUUUAGGAUCCAUUGAUAGAAAUUUUAGAUGCCAGACAUGUGGUGAGGAUAUGGCAGAAUGUCCUGGUCAUUUUGGUCACAUUGAAUUGGCCAAACCAGUGUUUCAUAUUGGGUUUAUUGCUAAAAUCAAAAAGGCCUGUGAGUCGGUGUGUAUGCAUUGUGGGAAAUUAUUAUUAGAUGAAACUAAUCCAGCUAUGGCCCAGGCCAUAAAAAUCAGAGACCCCAAAAAGAGAUUCAAUGCAGUGUGGUCAUUGUGUAAAUCCAAAAUGGUGUGUGAGACCGACAACAACGAGGAUGAAAUGACAGACCAACCUUCUCGUGGAGGGUGUGGGCACCCACAACCAACAAUUCGUAGAGAUGGGUUGAAACUAUGGGGGACAUGGAAGCAAAAUAAGAAUUACGACGAUAAUGAACAACCAGAACGUCGUUUGUUGACCCCGCUGGAAAUUUUGAAUGUUUUCAAACACAUUAGUCCUGAAGAUUGUCACAAGAUGGGGUUCAAUGAGGAUUAUGCUAGACCAGAGUGGAUGUUAAUCACAGUUUUACCUGUGCCACCUCCACCUGUGAGACCAUCAAUCGCAUUCAAUGAAACAGCUAGAGGAGAAGAUGACUUGACGUUCAAGUUGGCCGAUAUCAUUAAAGCUAAUAUAAAUGUCCAAAGAUUGGAAACAGAUGGUUCACCACAACAUGUGAUAAGCGAGUUUGAGGCUUUGUUGCAAUUCCACGUGGCUACUUAUAUGGAUAACGAUAUUGCGGGACAGCCACAAGCACUUCAAAAAACUGGUCGUCCAAUCAAAUCUAUUAGAGCAAGAUUGAAAGGUAAAGAAGGUCGAUUAAGAGGGAACUUGAUGGGGAAGCGUGUUGAUUUUUCCGCUCGUACUGUCAUUUCCGGUGACCCUAAUUUGGAUUUGGACCAAGUGGGUGUGCCUAUUUCCAUCGCAAAAACGUUGACCUAUCCUGAAAUUGUUACCCCUUAUAAUAUCCACAAAUUGACUGAAUUGGUUAGAAACGGUCCCAAUGAGCAUCCUGGUGCCAAGUAUGUGAUAAGAGAUACUGGAGAUCGUAUUGAUUUGAGAUAUAAUAAGAGAGCAGGUGAUAUUGCGUUGCAAUAUGGAUGGAAGGUCGAACGUCAUUUGAUGGAUGAUGAUCCAGUGUUGUUCAAUCGUCAACCUUCGUUGCACAAGAUGUCAAUGAUGGCACAUAGAGUCAGAGUCAUGCCUUACUCCACGUUCAGAUUGAAUUUAUCGGUGACAUCGCCAUAUAAUGCAGAUUUCGAUGGGGAUGAGAUGAACUUGCAUGUUCCACAAUCACCAGAAACCAGAGCAGAAUUGUCACAAAUUUGUGCCGUGCCUUUGCAAAUUGUUUCUCCACAGUCGAAUAAACCAGUGAUGGGUAUUGUCCAAGACACAUUGUGUGGUAUUCGUAAAAUGACGUUACGUGAUAUUUUUAUUGAAUAUGAUCAGGUCAUGAACAUGUGUUACUGGAUUCCAAACUGGGAUGGUGUGAUUCCGCCACCAGCCGUUGUGAAGCCCAAACCAUUAUGGACUGGGAAGCAGUUAUUGUCGUUGGCAAUUCCAAAGGGUAUCCACUUGCAGAGAUUUGAUGGUGGGAGAGACUUGUUGAGUCCCAAAGAUACUGGUAUGUUGAUUGUUGAUGGUGAAAUCAUGUUUGGGGUUGUCGACAAGAAAACCGUUGGUGCCACUGGAGGAGGCUUGAUUCACACAGUCAUGAGAGAAAAGGGUCCCAAGGUGUGUGCUGAGUUGUUCAGUUCGAUCCAAAAAGUGGUAAACUACUGGUUGUUGCACAAUGGGUUUUCAAUUGGUAUUGGUGAUACUAUUGCUGAUGCACAAACAAUGAGAGAUGUUACAAAGACUAUCCAAGAAGCCAAGCAAAAGGUGCAAGAGAUCAUUAUUGAUGCCCAGCACAACAAGCUUGAACCUGAGCCAGGUAUGACUUUGCGUGAGUCGUUUGAACAUAAUGUAUCGCGUGUUUUGAAUCAGGCGCGUGACACUGCUGGUCGAUCUGCAGAAAUGAGUUUGAAAGAUUUAAACAAUGUGAAACAAAUGGUCACCUCUGGGUCUAAAGGUUCGUUUAUUAAUAUUUCUCAAAUGUCUGCAUGUGUUGGUCAACAAAUUGUCGAAGGUAAAAGAAUUCCAUUUGGGUUUGGCGACCGUUCGUUGCCACAUUUUACAAAGGAUGACUAUUCUCCGGAAUCCAAAGGUUUUGUUGAAAAUUCUUACUUAAGAGGGUUGACGCCACAAGAAUUCUUUUUCCACGCAAUGGCCGGUAGAGAGGGUCUUAUUGAUACUGCUGUGAAAACAGCAGAAACAGGUUAUAUUCAACGUCGUUUAGUCAAGGCAUUGGAAGACAUUAUGGUUCAUUACGAUGGUACCACGAGAAACUCGUUGGGUGAUAUCAUUCAAUUCAUCUAUGGUGAAGAUGGUAUAGACGGUACACAAGUUGAAAAACAAUCGGUCGACACAAUUCCAGGUUCAGACGAAAGUUUUGAACGCCGUUACAGAAUCGACAUUUUGGAUACCAAGAACAUGAUUUCCGAAUCAUUGAUUGAAUCUGGUAAAGAGAUUAGAGGUGAUGUGCAGUUGCAGAAGAUAUUGGAUGAAGAGUAUAACCAAUUGUUGAAGGAUCGUAAAUACUUGAGAGAAGUAUGCUUCCCUAAUGGUGAUUUCAGCUGGCCAUUACCAGUGAAUUUGCGUCGUAUCAUCCAGAAUGCCCAACAGAUUUUCCACAAUGGUCGUUACAGGGCAUCUGAUUUACGUUUGGAGGAGAUUAUUUUUGGGGUGAGGGAAUUGUGCAAGAAAUUGUUGGUUGUCCGUGGCGACACUCCAUUAGUCAAGGAAGCACAAGAAAAUGCAACGUUGUUGUUCCAAUGUUUGUUGAGGUCCAGAUUGGCAGCUAGACGUGUUAUCGAAGAAUUCAAGCUUAACCGAGUAUCGUUUGAAUGGGUCUUGGGUGAAAUUGAAACCCAAUUCCAAAAAUCUAUUGUUCAUCCUGGUGAAAUGGUGGGUGUUGUGGCUGCUCAAUCCAUUGGUGAGCCUGCAACUCAAAUGACCUUGAACACUUUCCAUUAUGCUGGUGUCUCCUCAAAGAAUGUUACCUUGGGUGUUCCACGUCUUAAGGAAAUUCUUAAUGUUGCCAAGAACAUUAAGACACCGGCAAUGACGGUGUACUUGGAUCCGGAAGUUGCUUCUGAUAUUGAGAAGGCCAAGAUUGUACAAUCUGCUAUUGAGCACACUACAUUAAAGAAUGUCACCUCAUCAGCAGAAAUUUACUAUGAUCCUGAUCCUAGAACGACGGUUAUUGAGGAUGAUUAUGACACAGUUGAGGCUUAUUUUGCCAUUCCAGAUCAAAAAGUUGAAGAAACUAUUGACAAGCAGUCGCCAUGGUUAUUGCGCUUGGAGUUGGAUCGUGCAAAAAUGUUGGAUAAACAGUUAACGAUGGCUCAAGUGGCUGAAAAGAUUUCCCAGAAUUUCGGUGAGGAUUUGUUUGUUAUUUGGUCUGAUGAUACAGCUGAUAAAUUGAUUAUUCGUUGUAGAGUUGUCAGAGAUCCAAAAUCAUUGGAUGAAGAUGCAGAUGCAGAAGAAGAUCAAAUUUUGAAGCGUAUCGAAGCCCAUAUGUUGGAGUCUAUUUCUUUGCGUGGUAUCCCAGGUAUUACCAGGGUGUUUAUGAUGCAACACAAAGUCAGUCACCCAGACGAGACUGGUGAAUUCAAGCAGGGCAAAGAAUGGGUUUUGGAAACAGAUGGUGUCAAUUUGGCAGAUGUGAUGGCUGUACCUGGUGUGGAUUCAGCUCGUACCUACUCCAACGACUUUAUUGAGGUGUUGUCUGUCUUGGGUAUUGAGGCUACGAGAUCGUCCUUGUAUAAGGAAAUUUUGAAUGUCAUUGCAUUUGAUGGUUCGUAUGUCAACUACCGUCAUAUGGCAUUGUUGGUUGAUGUGAUGACUUCACGUGGUCAUUUGAUGGCCAUCACUCGUCAUGGUAUUAAUAGAUCCGAUACAGGUGCAUUGAUGCGUUGUUCUUUCGAAGAGACCGUUGAGAUUUUGUUGGAUGCGGCUGCAGCUGCAGAAUUGGAUGAUUGUAAGGGUAUAUCGGAAAAUGUAAUGUUGGGACAAAUGGCACCUUUAGGUACUGGGUCCUUUGACUUGAUGAUUGAUGAGAGAAUGUUACAACAAGCUCCAUCAAGUAUUGCUAUGGAAACUAUUGCCGACGAUGGCGGUGCUACACCUUAUAAGGAAUACGAGAGUGCUAGAGAUGAAAAUAUUGAGAUUGAUGCAGGAGCCGGAUUCUCACCAAUUCAUACCGCGCAAGUAAAUGAAGGAAUUGUUGGAGGGUUGACUUCAUAUGGUGGGCAACCUACCUCGCCAGCAGCUACGUCACCAUUUAGUUUUGGAUACAACACGGCUACUUCUCCGGGCUACGCGUCACCAGGGUAUGGUUAUUCACCAACCAGUCCAAGCUACUCGCCUACAUCUCCUUCUUACUCGCCUACAUCUCCUUCCUACUCGCCUACAUCUCCUUCCUACUCGCCUACAUCUCCCUCCUACUCGCCUACUAGUCCAAGCUACUCGCCUACUAGUCCAAGUUACUCUCCUACUAGUCCAAGCUACUCACCUACUAGUCCUUCCUAUUCACCUACUAGUCCUUCCUAUUCACCAACGAGUCCUUCGUAUUCCCCAACGAGUCCAGGUUACUCUCCCACGAGUCCUUCCUACUCCCCAACAAGUCCAUCUUAUUCUCCUACCAGUCCAUCCUACUCGCCCACAUCCCCAAGCUAUUCUCCAACUUCACCGCAAUAUUCACCAACCAGUCCAAGCUACUCCCCAACAUCCCCACAAUACUCACCAACCAGUCCUUCCUACUCACCUACAUCACCACAGUACUCGCCAACCAGUCCUUCUUACUCACCAACAUCUCCUCAAUACUCACCAACAUCACCACAGUAUUCUCCUACUUCACCUCGAUAUUCACCAGGCUCUCCGGGAUAUGAGCCAAAGUCUCCUAAGAAGGAUGGAAAAUAG